AUGUCUAACGGUGACGGUAAGUCUUUUCGGCCGGAAUCUCCAUUUCACAGCGGGGAUGACAACAACAGAAACAAGAACGACAGCGAUAACUACAACGUUUCUUCGCCAUUCCACGACCGGUUCCAGUUUGAAAACGCAGACGAUAUGACUUUGGAUAACGACGCCAGUGUGUUUGACCAAAGUCGAAAUGGUGGGAUUUCCACACCUUCUACGGCUUCGAGAGGAGGAUCCAUUCUUAGACGUCAGGGACAGGGGAAGAAAAAGAGUGCGGGCAAAAUAGCGUUCGCAGAGAGCGACAAGCCACAGGAAUUCCAAGAAUUGUCGCUAGAAUCAGACGAAGACGACUCUCAUUCUUUCACAGGAACGCCAAGAGUAACGCAGCUGACCACUUUUGGAGAGCCCGGACUAUCCGAAGAACGUCAAAUUGGUGAUGAUACAAGCGAUCUAGGGGUCGGCCAGGGGGACCUUGGUACACAAUCCGAAGGUAUGAAACGGAUGCGUUGGGGUACUAAGCGUAACAAGAAGGGUGUUCCCAGCGUAGGACGUGCAAAAACUCUGAGAUGGGCCCGAAAAAAUUUCCACAACCCGUUCGAGGACGAUAAAAAACAUGAAAACGACGUCGAUAGCUCCAGUAACAGUGAUAACACCGAUAGUACCAAUCGUGCGUCGGAGUUACGGUUUGUGUAUUACAAUCUGCCGCUGCCAGACAUGUAUCUGGAUGAAGAAGGAAAUCCGGUAGCCAAUUACGCACGAAACAAGAUCAGGACUACGAAAUACACCGCCCUUACUUUCUUUCCCAAGAAUUUGGGGCUGCAAUUCCGCAAUGUGGCCAACAUUUACUUUUUGGUGUCGAUCAUCUUUGGUUUCGUCGACAUUUUCGGUGUCACCAAUCCAGGGUUACAAACCGUACCUCUGAUUGUUAUCGUUGUGUUGACAUGUAUAAAGGACGCAGUAGAAGACUCGCAACGUACCAUUUCUGACAUGGAGGUAAACAAUACAAUCACCCAUAUCCUGUCGGGAAUUCCAAAUCCAAACACGUCUGAGGAUAAUGUUUCUUCGUGGAGAAAGUUCAAAAAGGCCAACUCCAGAGCUCUCUUCAGCUUUAUCGAGUUUUGCAAAUCACAUCUCAGCAAGGAAGGUCGGGCUGCUGCGGCGCAGCGUAAACGAGAACUGCAUCAUAGGAUGGCUAUCGGAGGUACUCCGCGUAAUUCCCUAGACACCGUCGGUAGUUAUAGGCCCUCUGGUAAUUUCGGACGCGAUUCAUUGGAUUACGAAGACGGGGGGCAGUUGGUAACCUCAGAUGAAGCUAAUGUUAUCGACCCAGAAAUAACACCCAGAACAGACUGUAAGUUUGCAAAGAACUACUGGAAAAACGUUCAAGUUGGAGAUAUCGUUCGUAUACACAACGAUGACGAGAUACCUGCAGACAUUGUCCUGUUGUCGUCCUCUGAUGCAGAUGGUGGUUGUUAUCUUGAAACGAAGAACUUGGAUGGAGAAACCAACUUGAAAAUUCGUCAAUCACUUCAUUGUUCGCAUCACAUCAGAAACUCUCGGGACAUUACGAGAACUAAGUUUUGGUUGGAAAGUGAGGGCCCUCACAGUAACUUGUACUCAUACCAAGGAAACUUAAAAUGGAAUGAUAGUCGUGAUAAUCAACUAAAAAAUGAACCGGUCAAUAUCAACAACGUUCUUUUGAGAGGUUGCAAAUUAAGAAACACAAAGUGGGCUAUGGGCAUAGUCGUUUUCACUGGAGCCGAUACGAAGAUCAUGCUGAAUUCUGGUAUCACACCGACCAAGAAGCCGCGUAUAGCAAGAGAGCUUAACUUCUCGGUCAUAAUGAAUUUUGUUCUCCUCUUUGUCAUGUGUCUCGCUUCCGGUAUAGUGAACGGUAUCUAUUACCGUACCAAAGAUGUCUCCAGAAACUUUUUUGAGUUUGGUACCGUCGCAGGUUCUCCUGCAGCCAACGGUGUUCUGUCAUUUUGGGUCGCUUUUAUUCUAUACCAGUCGUUGGUUCCGAUCUCUCUUUACAUCACUUUGGAAAUUAUCAGAACUGCACAAGCGGCUUUCAUCUACGGAGAUGUUUUAUUAUACAACAGAAAAUUGGACUACCCUUGUACACCAAAGACAUGGAACAUUUCCGAUGAUUUGGGUCAGAUUGAGUACAUCUUCUCUGAUAAGACAGGUACUUUGACUCAGAAUGUCAUGGAGUUCAAAAAAUGUACAAUCAAUGGUAUCUCAUAUGGAAGAGCUUAUACGGAAGCUUUAGCUGGACUAAGAAAGAGACAAGGCUUUGAUGUGGAGGCCGAAGGUCGGGAAGAACGUGCUGCCAUCAGAGAAGACAAGCGUGUGAUGAUCAAAGAAUUGAUGACUUUGAACCCUGGUGUAGACAUCAACGAAAAUGAAUUGACAUUUGUCUCCAAAGAAUUGGCUCAGGACCUGAAAGGCGCCAGUGGUGACUAUCAAAAGAGCUGUAAUGAACAUUUCUUGUUAGCCUUGGCACUCUGUCACUCUGUGCUCGUCGAAAAAUCAAAAUCUGACCCCGAAAAGCUGGAACUAAUAGCACAGUCUCCUGACGAAGCUGCUUUAGUGGGUGCUGCAAAAGAAAUGGGAUUUUCUUUCGCCGGUAAGACUAAGAGCGGAUUAAUUGUGGAGGUCCAGGGUGUCAAGAAAGAAUUCCAGAUUCUAAACAUAUUGGAAUUCAAUUCCACUAGGAAGAGGAUGAGUUGCAUCGUAAAAUUACCUGGAGCAACGCCAAAGUCUUCACCAAGAGCUCUGUUGAUUUGUAAAGGUGCUGAUUCUAUGAUUUACUCGAGGUUAAAAAGAAAUGGUGGACAAAAGGAAGAAUUGUUGCUCGAGAAGACCGCAUUGCAUUUGGAACAGUAUGCGACUGAAGGUUUGAGAACUCUGUGUAUCGGCCAGAGAGAAAUUUCAUGGGAGGAAUACGAAAGGUGGAACAGCACAUAUGAGACGGCUGCAAAGUCUUUAACCGAUAGAGAGGAGCAAAUGGAACAAGCUGCCGACAUCAUUGAGAGGGACCUCACUCUAUUAGGUGCAACUGCUAUCGAGGACCGUCUUCAAGACGGUGUUCCUGAGUCCAUCUCCAUUCUAGGACAAGCAGGGAUUAAGCUAUGGGUAUUAACAGGGGACAAGGUGGAAACCGCUAUCAACAUUGGUUUCUCCUGUAACCUUCUCAACAGCGAAAUGGAACUGCUUGUCAUCAAAGCAUCUGGCGAAGACGUUGUAGCGGAUGGUAGAACGCCCUUUGAAAUUGUUGAAUCCAUGAUUGAUAAACAUUUAAGUGAAAAGUUUGGCCUCACGGGUUCAUUUGAGGAGCUGGCUGAAGCUAAAAAGCAUCACGAGCCUCCAACUGGAAAUUGUGGUGUGAUCAUUGAUGGUGAGGCAUUGAAAUUGGCUUUGGAAAACGAUGAAAUUGCGCGCAGGUUCUUAAUUCUUUGCAAAAAUUGCCGGGCUGUGCUGUGUUGCAGAGUUUCACCUGCUCAAAAGGCAGCAGUUGUCAAACUAGUGAAAGACUCUCUGGGGGUUAUGACUUUGGCGAUAGGAGAUGGUUCCAACGAUGUUGCGAUGAUUCAAUCGGCAGAUGUAGGUGUUGGUAUUGCUGGUGAAGAAGGAAGACAAGCUGUCAUGUCAUCAGACUAUGGUAUCGGACAAUUCAGAUAUUUGACGAGGCUAGUACUAGUUCAUGGAAGAUGGUCUUACAAAAGACUUGCGGAGGCCAUUCCAAUAUUUUUUUUCAAAAACGCUGUUUUCACUUUAACAUUGUUCUGGUACGGAAUCUACAGCAAUUACGAUGGUUCUUACUUGUUUGAGUUCACUUAUCUGAUGUUUUACAAUUUGGCCUUUACAUCUUUACCCGUCAUCUUUUUGGGUAUAUUUGACCAAGAUGUCAAUGAUGUUGUCUCGCUUCUGGUGCCACAGCUGUACCGGGUUGGUAUUUUGAGAAGUGAAUGGAACCAGAAGAAGUUUUUUUACUACAUGAUGGACGGAAUUUACCAGUCCGUUAUUUGCUUCUUUUUCCCCUACUUGGUGUACUAUAAGACUGGCCUUGUUACAAACACGGGAUUGUCCUUGGAUCACAGAUAUUUUGUUGGCGUAUUCGUGUGCAGUAUCGCUGUUUUUGCGUCCAACUUGUACUUGUUAAUACACCAAUACAGAUGGGAUUGGUUUUCGUCAUUUUUCAAUGGGCUCUCCUGCAUAAUUGUUUUUGGAUGGACCGGUAUUUGGUCAAGUUUCACUUCGAGCGGGGAAUUUUACAAGAGUGCAGCCAGGGUUUUUGGAUCACCCACUUACUGGGCGGUCAUGUUUGUGGGCGUGUUAUUCUGUGUUCUACCUCGUUUCACUUUUGACGUUUUCCAAAAAGUAUUCUUCCCAAAGGAUGUGGAUAUCAUUCGCGAGUAUUGGUUAACUGGUCACUUUGACCAAUACCCUCAAGGCUAUGACCCUACAGAUCCUGAUAGGCCAACUAUCAACAGCCUUCAGACAAACCUCGCGUCAAUGGACCCUGUAAGCCACCUUGAUGCUGCAGUUAAUGAUAACGCUAUAUCUCGCGACACAGUGGUUACCGAAGACAUUCCUAUGAGUUUUAUUCCCAGUACUGAGACUUCACCUGGACGGUAUCGUCGUUCGUCCGCUCCUCGAACUUCGCUUGAUAGAACGCGGCAGCAAAUGCGGAGCUCGAACGAGCUGGAUGUACGCUAUUCUGUAGAGAGGGCAAGAGCUUCUCACGAGCUACCUGGUGUUACGAGAGCUGAGGUCUUAAUGCGUCACGAUUAA
This is a messenger RNA of Lachancea lanzarotensis, 4791 nucleotides long. It is a transcript of the gene DNF1, whose product is annotated as LALA0S07e06964g1_1. Gene Ontology annotation, biological process: phospholipid translocation. NCBI's taxonomy places the organism in Eukaryota, Fungi, Ascomycota, Saccharomycetes, Saccharomycetales, Saccharomycetaceae. The record is from RefSeq and is a predicted model, not a curated record. The coding region runs from base 1 to 4791 and encodes 1596 amino acids. The transcript has a single exon. Gene Ontology annotation, molecular function: ATP hydrolysis activity; ATP binding; ATPase-coupled intramembrane lipid carrier activity. Gene Ontology annotation, cellular component: plasma membrane.